AUGAAGAUUUAACUAGUGUCAUCUCUUGCAAUGUAUCAAUUCCUAUGGAUUUAGCUGAAAGUAAUGAGACAAUACAGCUCCACUCUACUGUAUGGGGUGUUCAGAGUCCUACCAGUCCAGUUGGACAAGCCAGUACCGACUUGAGAUCAAUAAUGGAAGCUGAAACCAGUAGAGUAAAGCGUCACUCUCAUCAGAAAACGUCUCUCAUUGUUACACAUGGAAAAAUGUCACAGAAACAGAGAAAGAAACUUGCAAGUCAGAGACAGAGUGUAAAAGUAGAUACUCCCGAAACAGAAGCUGGAAAUAAAGAAUCAGAGAAGGACAGUAUUCCGAAAUCACCAUUGUAUGCCUGGGGUGCUGUACCUAAAUCUCCAUCAGCCAAGUCGUUUAGAGAACUUCAAUUGGAGGAUGAGAAACAUCAAUUAGUGAAUGCUAGGAGAUCUGCAUCUAUUGUCCAAGCAACCUCUCCACCACCUACACUACCACAAGUUUCUUCAAGAGAGAAAAUGUUAAGUUGGGGCAUUACUUCGCGGGUAAGAAGAAUGUCUGAGGAUGAGAUAUCUACAUCUCCAGUCUCAUCUCCACAAAGUCCAUCUUCUGAAAUUCUCUGUCCAUGGAAACAGUCACCAUGUCCUAAGUCACCUUCUCCACACACUGUGAGAUUUGCUGAUAUUAUGCAGGCUGAAGUGAAACAGACAGAAACAUUGGAAAAGAAUAUGAAGAAACCAUUUCAUCUAAUUCAGAUUGAGGAGCGUGCUAUUCAGGAGUUGUUAACUCAUUAUUGUGCUGCUGAUAACCCCACUGAGUAUAUCAGUGUUGGACGUGACAGCAGUAUGAUGGCUACACCCGUAUGGAAAAAAUAAAUAGCAUGUAAACCAGUACCGUAAAAUCUGUAUUAGAAGCCGCAUCCCUAAUAGAAGCCGCAUCCAUUUUUUUUGAAUAAGUGAGAACCAAAAAUUAACCAUUUCUCAUAUGUGUAGAUGCUCUAAUAGAAGCCGUAUCCCCUCUGUUGCAUUGUACCAUUUUAAUAGAAGCCGCAGCUUUUAAUUAAUACAGAUUUUACAGUACUUGUGUUUACCCAUAAACUAUUGUAAUUUUCAAUUAUCAUAUUUAAUAAUGUAUAUGCAUUGUUUGUUUUCUCGCAAUUUAAAUGACUGCUAUUUACCAUAUGUGAUGUCAUGUGUGAUUCUUUCAAGACAUUCAUUCAUGAAGUUUGCUAGUUAAACCAAAAUCAUGAAAUUUUGUAGCAAUGAAUACUGGGGUCUUUUCAUGAAAUUCGUCAUCAAAUCAUGAUAAAAUCUAGUGGCAAAAAUAAACUGUUCUACAGUAUGGUAUAUGCUCUUUUAGACAAUGUUAUUAUACUUAAAAUAAGUCAUAUUAUAAAG
This is a messenger RNA of Saccoglossus kowalevskii, 1385 nucleotides long. RefSeq names its product inhibitor of Bruton tyrosine kinase-like. Gene Ontology annotation, molecular function: protein binding. NCBI's taxonomy places the organism in Eukaryota, Metazoa, Hemichordata, Enteropneusta, Harrimaniidae. The record is from RefSeq and is a predicted model, not a curated record.